Molecule: messenger RNA, 1119 nt
Organism: Fusarium venenatum
Lineage: Eukaryota; Fungi; Ascomycota; Sordariomycetes; Hypocreales; Nectriaceae
Source: RefSeq, a predicted model, not a curated record
AUGGGAUGGGUGUUGAACGCGUCCCCUCAAGUCGAGCAAAUAUCCGAAUAUCCAAAGAUUAUAGGAAUUACAGUGACUUUGACGGUACUCGCAUUGGCCAUUGUCACUGCUCGACUGUAUAUUCGAUGGAAAGCUCGAGGUAUGGCAGGUGAUGACUGGAUGUCUGCCUUGUCCAUGGUCUUCGCUUUGGUAUACUCCUGUAUCUGUAUCGCUCAGACACGAUAUGGCCUUGGCCUUCCGAUCCCCGACCGACCGAAAGAGAACCUCGUACCAUAUACACGAAUAAACUUUGCGGGUCGACCCUUCUACCAACUCGGUAUCAGUUUCUUCAAGAUUGCGCUGUUGAUCAGCUACCUCAGACUCUUACGUGGUACGGACCAGAAGACCUACAGGAAUGUCAUCUGGCUCAUGAUCGCCUUUGUGUUCAUGUCCCAUCUUGGCUGUACACUGGCACUGGUAUUUUCAUGCAGCCCAGUAAGUCUCCCUUACAGACACGACAGACUUGACGCUGAUCUUUUGCAGGUGGACAAGUCUUGGAACCCGCUCAAGGAAGGGCAGUGUCUUCCUCCAGGACCUUCCUUCACAGGGUACGCUGUUGUCACAAUCGUCUCCGACAUUGUGGUUGCUGUCUUGCCUAUUCCCGUACUGGUGAAGCUGGAAAUUAAACUGGCAAAAAAGAUUGGUCUUAUCGCCAUUUUCACACUGGGAAUCUUCACAACAGUUUGCUCAAUCCAGAGAUAUCGACAGAUUGACCGAAUCCAGAACCCGAAAGAUGGCAACUCAACUAUGCUGGUCCUUUGGGGUACUAUCGAGUUCAACGUUGGAAAUAUUGUGUCGUCUCUCCCGUUUCUCGCCCCAAUCUUCAUCAAAAGAGCUAGAGAAUACCGAUCCAAGCCAUCUAGUCACAAUACUCCGAACCGAAACAGAUUAGGGAGCAAUGGGUACAAGCUCAAGGACCUCGGCCAUACAGGGAAGAGGGAGCCAUCUGUCUUCACAUCGACCCGUAAUAGUUCCCAGGAAAACAUCUUGCAUGGUGGUAUUGUUAAGUCCGUUACAUACAGUGUCGAGGUAGAUAAGGCAAAGUCGGAUGGCCUGGAGUCAGAUAGCAAGCGUCUAUAG